UACUACGAUGACACCUACCCGGGCGCCAAGGAGCAGAGGGCCUUCGAGAAGAGCAUCUUCGCCAAGACCCACCGCAGCGACAGCGAGAUCGCGCUGCUCGAGGGCCUCACCGUGGUCUACAGGAGCAGCAUCGACCUCUACUUCUACGUCAUCGGCAGCCCCCACGAGAACGAG
Molecule: messenger RNA, 174 nt
Organism: Tinamus guttatus (white-throated tinamou)
Lineage: Eukaryota; Metazoa; Chordata; Aves; Tinamiformes; Tinamidae
Source: RefSeq, a predicted model, not a curated record